AUGAAAGACAAGGAAAACUGGGUGAACAUGUAUGUUUACAAACAUGCCCAUUUCGGCAAUCGCACGUCGAACCGUGCAGAAAGUGCCCAUUCUUCUCUCAAGCAUUCUCUUGGUACUUCCUCGGGUAAACUGAAGGCAGUUACCCUUAAAGUAAAAAAGUGGUAUGACGAGUUGGUUGCAGAUCGCAAGCAUUGGCUAAUGGUGGAAAGCCUUGGAGAAGGAACAAAAAUUGUGUUCGAUAAAGUCAAUGCCGCCAGACUAAAUGACAUCCGUCUUAAAGUCUGUAGAUUUGCAAUGGAUCAAAUCAAAUUAGAAUUAUCCAAAUCCAUUAUAUCCGAAAAACUAGCCAAAGAGUGCAAAUGCCUCAUACAAUACAACUACCUGCUUCCUUACCAUUUAACUAUCCAAAAUGCAACCCCAGUACCCCCAAACAUCAACAAUAUCAAACCAAUAACCCCAGAAUUCAACUAUGCUCUUGAGCUUAUUUGCAAACAUUUUGCCAAUGCUCAGAGCGAACAAGAACAAAUCAAUAUAUACCAAUUGAUAGAAAAAACUUUGAAACAAAUCGAUGCACAGAAACUCGAAAACCUUAAGGGCCCAACAGUAGUCGAAGCCAUUAAAGGCCGACCAAAAAAUACCAAGCACAAGAUGAUUGCAUUAGAGCAUUGCAUCAAUACCGAAAAAGAAAAAAUCACAAAAAAAAUUAAAACAGAAAAAGAACAAAAAAAGCAAAAAAUAUCCUCAGCUAAAGAGCAAAAAGCCAUAAAAAAUAUUAUCAACCUUGAGUCACCAUGCAAUCCCACAUUACUAACAAAUCUCACAAUCGCACCAAAACAUAUAUCAACAAUCUUUUCUCCUGAAGCAGACGGAAAUUGUGGGUACAGGGCGAUAGCAAUGGAAGUGUACCAGGACCAGGAGGAGUGGUCAAAAGUAAAAGACAAAAUGCUAGAAACAUUUUUAAAGCACCAAAACAACUACUACCACGGAAGAAUGGAGCAUGGCAAUAUGUCUGCAUCCAAUAACCCACUAAUUCGCAGUCUCCAAGACAAGCGCUCACCUCUCCCCCAGCAACAUUGGUUCGGUACAAUCGACCAUCCUCAACUUGUAGCCGAUACAUUUAGCAGAGCAGUGGCUGUAUAUUGGAAUACUCCAAUUGAAACAGGCGACUGUCUUUUUGUUCCAUUUGCUACCUUGCCAGAAAAAGUGGAACCGAUAAUUAUUAUCUUAGAUUUCUUCAAUUUGCUCGCUUUUGCAUGUCUUAUCAGUGUCCAAUUUGUUGGUAACACUCCCAAAAGUCAAUUAUAG
Phycomyces blakesleeanus NRRL 1555(-) is the source of this 1305-nucleotide messenger RNA. RefSeq lists its product as hypothetical. Lineage: Eukaryota; Fungi; Mucoromycota; Mucoromycetes; Mucorales; Phycomycetaceae. The record is from RefSeq and is a predicted model, not a curated record. The transcript has 5 exons. The coding region runs from base 1 to 1305 and encodes 434 amino acids.